AUGCACCGAGAAGCAAACAUUCAACUCGCAAACAGUCAAGACCCUCUUCAUCUCGACCCCGCCCAGGGCUCACGCACUGACGAACUCCAAGCAUCCCUCUGGGCACUCCUCAAAGUUGUCGGUCAACAGCUUACCUCACUAUACUUGCCAUGGGCCAACUCCACCUAUGAGUUGCAUUCCGAUAUUUGGGAUCUGUGUCCCAACCUCGAACAUUUGUACACGGCCAUGAAGCUCACUCGUCCACCCCCGUUCGAACACCCGAUCCACACUCUCUGUAUUGCGUCAUCCCGAAACUACAUGUACCUCAGAGAGCGGCCUUUCCCUGACUGGAUCAACCUUCGCAUCAUCCGAACGGAUGUGCGCUGGGACAGGUCAGAGUCACUGAUUUAUUCUAUGGCGUGGGUGAAGACGUGUGCCGAACGCAAUAUACGAUUGGAGGACGCUACUGGGGAAUCAUAUGACGAGUUCAUCGAGAGGACAGGGAAAAUUCAGGACAAAUCGGAGGGAGAAAAGUCUUCAACCUAUUCGGAGCAAGCUGCCAACGCGGGACAGGAGGUGGCAAACGCAAACGAAGAAGUCGCUCAACCAAUCGAAACCGUCUCAGUCGCACCUCCUGUUGAAGAGGUCGCCGAAAAACAAGAAGAUACGAACCCCCCAGAUGCUAACGCUCAACCACCCUCCUCUCCUAUAGUUGAAGAUCCAAUUGACAAUGUGGCUGAUAACGAAGUCAUUGCAUUGGAAGACAUUCCUAUAGAACCAAGUGCUCCUAACGUCGUCGAAUCAGAGUCUCCCUUCGUCAUCCCAUUACCACCGUCGCCCAUACAAGACUCAGCCGCUGACUCUGCCACAAGCGGGAAUGAUUCUCAGCAAGCUCAAGAUACUCAAUCUGCUCAAGCGGUCACUCCCAAAGUUUCUGCCCAAGAAGUGGUCACAACCAACCCCGCGCACUUGUGUCAUGACACCAUCAGCACAACCAUAGAAAACGAAGUGGAACCUCUCUCUCAGGAGGUUAUUACUACCGAUGUACCCACAGGUAUCGAAGAAAAAGAAAAAGAAUGCAGCGUUACACAUACCACAGACUCAUCUAAUCUUCCUUUAUCUUCCCCGCUCGAAACUUCAAGUUUUGUAAAGGCCGAAGCCGAUAAGAGCAGUGCUCCCGGUGACACCUUACUAGUACCUCCUGAGGAUGUCAAGGCUGAAUGA
Molecule: messenger RNA, 1203 nt
Organism: Acaulospora colombiana
Lineage: Eukaryota; Fungi; Glomeromycota; Glomeromycetes; Diversisporales; Acaulosporaceae
Source: the annotation of a GenBank genome assembly